Molecule: messenger RNA, 4713 nt
Organism: Cololabis saira (Pacific saury)
Lineage: Eukaryota; Metazoa; Chordata; Actinopteri; Beloniformes; Belonidae
Gene: itga3b
Product: integrin, alpha 3b
Exons: 26
Coding region: 119-3280 (1053 amino acids)
Biological process (GO): cell adhesion mediated by integrin; leukocyte migration; cell-matrix adhesion
Cellular component (GO): integrin complex; external side of plasma membrane
Molecular function (GO): integrin binding
Source: RefSeq, a predicted model, not a curated record
CCGGGUCUCCACGGGGAGGUCUCUCUGAAGCACAAGCCUACCUGUUGGAGCUCGCUGCGGGAGCCUGUGCCGACCGUGCACCUAAAGUGCACUUGAGAGGGAACUGGGCAGCUUUAACAUGUCUCCCAGACUAUUACUCUGCGCUGUUUUGGUCGUGUACCACGGGACGCAAACCUGCAGUGGAUUUAAUAUAGAUGAGCGCUUUCCUGUGAUCAAGGAGGGGAAAACCAAAGGCAGUUUAUUUGGAUUCUCAGUGGCUCUACAUGUGCAGACGGAGGGCUCCAGGAGAUACCUGCUUAUUGUAGGAGCACCCAAAGAGAAAGCCAAUGCUCUACAAAAUGUCAACGAAACCGGCGCGGUUUACGCCUGUCCGGUUUCCACAGACCCCUCAGAGUGCUCCAGGAUGGAUCUGGUCAGCACAACAAACCCAUCGGAGAUGGUGGAGGGGAUGUGGCUGGGCGUGACGGUGGCCAGUCAGAGGGGCCUGGCGGCAGGACGCGUGCUGGCAUGCGGACACCGCUACAUAAAGGUUCUCCAAGGUGGCACGGAGGAGCAACGUCGCAUGGUGGGAAAGUGCUUCGUGAGGGGUAACGAUCUGAGCUUCGACCCCACUGACGACUGGCAGACGUACAACUACGAGGUCUGUAACCCCACGUUCGACAUGGAGUUGGAGGGCUUGUGCAACAUGGGAAUUUCAGGCGGAAUAACAGACACUGACGUCUACAUCGGCGCCCCGGGCAGUUACAUGUGGCAAGGAAAUGUUCAUGUGACGUGGAGGGAUCCGGACCCGUUGAACUCCUGGGACAAUGUCGACACAAGCUUUGGGCAUCUCAAAAAACGAUACAUGUACAUGGGUUAUUCGGUUGUGGAGGAGCAGAAGCUGCUGAGCCUCGACGACUACACAGUGGUGACGGGGGCUCCCAGAGAUGAGUCCAGGGGCUCUGUGACACUUGGGAAAAAAGCUCCAACCAAAAUUGAGCAGAAGCUUAUAAUCCCUGGAGAACAAGUGGGUUCCUAUUUCGGGAACAGCCUCGCAGUCACCGACCUCAAUAGUGACGAUUGGAAUGACCUGAUCGUCGGUGCUCCUUUUUACUUCGACCGGAUGAAGCAUCAGGGCGGAGCUGUGUACAUUUUCAUGAAUGAGAAUGGAUCGUUCCAGAAAACCGCCACCAUGGUGCUGAAAGGCCCAUCAGCGUCUGGGUUCGGCUUUGCAGUUGCUGCCAUCGGUGACGUGAACCAGGAUGGAUUCCAAGACUUUGCUGUGGGGGCUCCGUUUCACGACACAGGAAGGGUCUACAUCUGGAUGGGAAGCAAAAAGGGAAUCUCACAGGAGCCCAGUCAGGUGAUUGAGGGCAGGUCCGUGGACAAGGCCAAAUUCCACACUUUCGGCUACUCCAUCAAUGGAGGGGUGGACAUGGACGACAACAGUUACCCUGACAUCUUGGUUGGCUCUCUGGAUGACCGCGUCGCUCUGCUCAGAGCUCGACCCGUUGUCCACCUAAAUAAAUCCUUCACUGUUGAGCCCAAGAUUGUGGAUCCUAAUAAGUGCUCUGGGGGGAAACCAUGCAUUAAGGUUACCGUGUGUAUGUCCUUCACUCUGAGCAAUGGAAUAAAAGACUUCAAAAAAAAUAUUGUGGUGGAGUAUACAGUCGAGGCUGACAUGAGGAGGAUAAGAAGCCCUCGUGUUCGCUUCCAGAACGGUGGCAUCAAAUAUUCUAGCACCAUGAGCAUCCCAUCCUCCAAACCCAUCUGUCAUGAUGUGCGCCUGACUGUACUGGAACCCGUGAGGGACAAACUGGAGCCGGUGGUCUUCUCCCUCAAUAUGUCGUUACAAGAUCAAAAACCUAAAGGCAGACGCCUACAGAACCUGGACUCCUUCCCAGUUCUGAGCCAGGAGCAGAAACUCUCCGAAAGAGCUGAGAUUAACUUUCAGAAGGCAUGUGGUUCAGACAACAAAUGUACCAGUAACCUGCAGCUGACUGCCAAGUUUAUUGAUAAUAAAGGAAAUCCUUACCCCAGGAAAGGCCAAUUCCAAGUCCUCCAGUUCCACAGCAGCAUGAAGAGAAUAAAGCUGGGGGUGGAGGUGACCAACUACGACUAUGGGAAGGAAGCAGAAGAUGCCCACCAGGCGAUGCUCAACGUCACCAUCCCCAAUGCUCUGAAAUAUUACGGUGUCAGAUCUGAGGACCGUGAUGUGGAAUGCACUCUGAGCGGCACAGUCAUUUGUGAGCUGGGGAACCCACUUCCACGCAAUGGAAAGGUGACCCUUCAGCUGUUGUUCGAGACAUCAGGCAUCGACCUGCACACAAGAAAGAUCGAGUCUGAGCUGCUUCUUUCAACUCUUAGUGAGCAGAGUGACCUGACGCCCGUGUCAGUGGCCAUACUGACUGAAAACACCAUUCUCCCCUCCUUCUCCGUUGCAAACCAGUUGGUGCGAAGGAAGUUUAGUGGGACAGUGAUGGGCGAGUCUGCUAUGGGCAACACCAGUGACAUUGGCAGUGUGGUGGAGUUCACCUUCAACGUGGACAUGAGGGGACAACCUCUUGAAGACAUGGGGAGGCUGGUUGUGGAGUUUGAGUGGCCCGCCGAGGCAGCCAAUGGGAAGUGGCUGCUGUACCUGACGAAGGUCGUUGUUACGGGGGACUCAGAGAUGGAGUGCAGCCCUCCCGGAGAAGUCGUCAACCAGCUUAACCUAACUUUGUCAGAAGGCAGAUCCAGGCGCACCAAACGGCAGGCGGCCCAAGAGGACGCUAAUGAACAUUUCCAGGGUCACAUAGAGCCCCAGCCAGCAGUCACACUGCUCACGCAUCACAAAGAGUCUCAUCUGCUGGGAUGCUCCGAGGGGACAGCGAGGUGUGUGACUUUUUCCUGCCCGCUACUAAACAUGACGAAUAAAGCUGAGAUCCGCAUCCGGUCCCGGUUGUGGAACAGUACGAUGCUGGAGGACUAUUCCAACGCUUUGAGAAUCACAGUCAGAGGUCAAGCUACGCUGAAGCUCUUUACAGAUAUACCCAGCAUUAAGAUGGAGAGCCAGACUACCAUGUUUACAGUAGACAUAGAGCCGGAGGAGGGGGUGGAGACGCCCUACGAGCUUCCCCUGUGGAUCAUCAUCUCAGCAGCUGUCGCGGGAAUUCUGCUUCUAGGAAUAAUCAUUCUUAUACUGUGGAAGUGUGGCUUCUUCCAGCGGGCCAGCAGGAGGGAGAUGUAUGAAGCCAAAGCCCAGAAGGCUGAGAUGAAGAUUCAGCCCUCUGAGACUGAGAGGCUGACUGAGGACUACUGAGACCCCCAUGUGUCUCCUGACAGCACACACCGUGGGGGCUUUUGGCUUGGAUUCUUCAAGCGAGCCAUCUACUACCGGAUAAUGCCAAAGCAUCGGGGGGUGAAAAUUCGACGAGCUGAGCGAUAUCAGUUCAAUCUGGGAUUUCAGCUUGAGGAGCCGCAGAAAAAGUACUGGAUCACCAACUGGACAGAGAUGCAGCAUUACUACUACUGAGGCCGUUGCUUUGAACCCUGAACCACUCACUGCUACCGGGGACAAACGAAGCACGCCGGGCAGGAUCGUGCCACAUGGACCUUGCACUGCACGGACCAACUCUGAAUAUUUUAUUCAACCCCCCCCCCCAUUUUUAGACUUAUUCAGCUUUUUCUGUGCAAUAUACUGAACAAUUUGAGAGAUUGUAAUGGUUGUUGAAUGCAGUUUUGUACAUUGGAAUCUGAGUUGCAUUCAAGAGUAAAUUAUAAAUUGUUUUAUGUUAUAGGUAUUAAUGUAUUGAACUUGGUGUCUACAUGCAUUCUUUCGUCUGUUUAGUUUUUUCUAAUCUUCAUUUUUUGUUUUCCAGAAUGUACUUUUGCAUCAUUCCUGCUCAGUCCCGAGACAUCACUUUGUGCUCAGUGAUUGAGGGUUUUAAACUUACAUUUUUUUUUUUUAUUAGAUCAUUUUUCAAAAUUGCACUUGAAAACAUUGACCAGAAUCCACUCGGUGCACGAACAUCUUUAUGCAAACGUGCAUUUCAGUUUUAGACAAACAUCACAUGGGCGACCAAUUCUCUAAUGUGAAAUUUUUCAGAACAAACAUUUUUUUCUCAUUUCAAGGAAAUCUUUGUACUGAAUAAUGAAUUUCGCAAUUCUACAUUAAAUUCCACUUAAAAGGGUCAUGCAAGCAGCAUUACGCUUGUUUGGAUGUUGAAUUUAUCUUUAUAGUACACUUGAUUAUAACUUAUUUCACCAUCUUGAGCAACUAUACCUUACGUGGAUGACUAAAGAAUCUCAAGCAGUCACAACACUGGAUUAAAUGAGACGUGUCCAAUCUGGAUUUUAUAUACAUAGUGACAGGUUACAUCAGCUAUGAAUGAAUGCAUACCGGUACAUACUGGUUGUUGUUCUGUCACUCUUUGUUAUACAAGAUAGUAAGCUGACACUUGGAUUGUAUUCAAGCCAUUGUGGCCCCCGCCGAGGUCAACCAGCAGCACUGAAGACAGACUGGCCUGUGGCCGGUGAGAAGACAAGCAUGAAACAGUCUCCGAUGGGACCAAGUGUUGCGUUACCACUCCAGUCCGCGUUACCUGAUCAGCUCACAGCUACUCUGUUGUGUGAAGCUCCUUUGACUUUUGGAGUUAAGAGGGAAGGGCUGAAACCAAUGCACCAACUCUUUUCUGUGGUGAUGUUAUUUUUGUACUGUGCAGUUUCAGUGUAAUUAAAUUCUUUGCAAACAUA